AGGGCUCUCGUUGUUGUUUCCCCAGACUACGGCAUUCAGGCCAAUUUAGGGGAAGAGGAGGAGAGUGGGAGGAGGAGAAGGAGAAGGAGGAGAAGGAAUAGGAAGCUGAGCUGUGAUUAGAGAGAGGGAGGAAGGUGACUAAUAGUGACUGUCACUUGGCUUAUUGUAGCUCGGCAGGAGGAGGGAGGAGUGCUGACAACCAGUCAACCGGCAUAUGAAUGCACUAGUUGGUCAGGCCCAGCCAGCAAACAAGUGUCUGUCUCUGUCAGGGAGUGUGUGCAUUACACGUGGAGGAGCAGAUCUCUCCUGGAUACAGUAUGUUGUCUUUGGGAUAGCUGAAGAGUUGCUGCUUCCUCUACCUCUCGGGCUGGACUGCGGUGCAUUGACGUCGGCUCGCCCUCCCCUGCCCCCUCGCCCCCCAGCAAUGGCCUCACGCAUCGGGCUGCGGAUGCAGCUAAUGCGAGACCAGCUGCAGCAAGAGGAGCAGCGUGAGAGGCAGCAGAUCCAGCAGCAUCAGCAGCAGAAUGCAGCCCUGCAAUACAUGCAGCAUCGCAUGGCUGGGCCACCUGCACCCACCCCGGCCAUCAGCACCCCACAGCAUUACCAAAGCAUGCAGGUCCCCGUCGAGGUUCUUAAGGUACAGACCCACCUUGAGAAUCCUACAGACUACCACAUCCGUCAGUCUCGGAGGCAACAGGUGAAAGAAUACCUGUCCACCACCUAUGCCACCAAACAGACGGUCCACGCAGUAGCAGGGCCGGUGCAGCCCUCUCCUCCCACAAACAUGGGACCUACAGGGGGCUCAGCGUCUGCCCCCCCACCCCUCCACUCCCCACACUUGCGCACCGAGCAGAUCAUGUCUGGAAACAGCGCCCCAAACAGCCCCAUGGCCAUGCUCAACAUCGGCUCCAGCCACGAGACAGAGAUGGAUGAGGUCAUUGAUGACAUCAUCAGUAUGCAGUCCAAUUACGACGAUAUUCAGGCAUAUAUUGACCCCAUCCAGAUGCCAAACACACUCCCGCUGUCUAGCAGUCACCUGGAUGUGUAUACAGGUCCGGGGAUGAAAGGCCCAGCCAUUGCUAUGACCAGUAACUCCUGUCCCGCCAACUUGACCAUCAAACGAGAACUGUCAGACACAGAAGCCCGUGCCCUGGCUAAGGAGAGGCAGAAGAAAGACAACCACAAUCUGAUUGAGAGGAGAAGGAGAUUCAACAUCAAUGAUCGUAUCAAAGAGCUGGGCACCAUGAUCCCUAAAACCAAUGACCUUGAUGUACGCUGGAACAAAGGCACCAUACUGCGGGCGUCUGUAGAGUACAUCAAACGCAUGCAGAAGGAUGCUCAUCGGUCCAGAGAGGUGGAAAACAACUUUAAAAGGAUGGAGCUGACCAACAAACAACUGAUGCUACGCAUCCAGGAGCUGGAGAUGCAGGCUCGUCUACAUGGCCUGCCCAGCAGCAACUCCCCCUCUGCCCUGAACUCAGCUGACCUGAUGGCUUCUUACAUAAAACAAGAGACCAGCCCAGAGGAGAACCUCUCCCACCAAGCACAAGCCCAUCACCAGCCCCAGCACCUACCCCAAAACCAGCCUCAUCCCCAGGUCCAGCAACACCACUUCCUCCCGCAGUCCCACCUCCACCCCCAGAGCCAGGUUCAGCAACAGCACAGGCAGCUGCCACCGCUCCCACAACACCUGCAGCAGCAGCAGCCACCCAUCCAGUUCCCAGCUGUAGGCAGCUCCCAGCCCUUUGACUUUAACCAGUCGCUGGACUUGUGUGAUGGGAUACCCGGCUUCUCAGACGGCAUGUCGGGGCUAGGCGACCUGGGCGGGCUGGACAUGCAGGGGAGGAGAGGCGAGCUGGGCUUCCUGAUGAUGGACGAGCCCUUGUCCCCUAUGGGAGGAGACCCUCUGCUCUCCGCGAUGUCGCCUGAAGCCUCCGUCGACUCGAGCCGCAGAUCCAGCUUCAGCAUAGAGGAUGGAGACAUACUGUAGACACGUGUGCACACACACACACACACACACACACUCACACAAAUGCAUGCACAAGCAGCACAAAGAGGUUUCAGAGAGGUUGCAGUAAAAAUAUAAAAAUAAAAAGUGACAGUACAUCUGCACAACACAACACAUUUACAGCACACACAACAUAAAGGAAUCAGCCGGCACACACAGAUACUCUCUAUACACAUCACACAUCUCGAACAUACACCGUUGACACUCAUUUGUGGUACAAUUAUCUCCCUGUAAUGGCACUAGCAAAAGAAGGUACACAGCCCUCACACAGUUGAAAAUAUUCGGUAUAGGUUGCAAGCACACACAAGUGCAUAUGAGAUAAAUUGAGCAGUUUGAAACUUUGCCCAACAGAGCAUUUGCAAGAGGUGAACCAACACCGCCGGGUCAGGAGUUAUAUAGCGCACUUGGCCUUGUUUCCAUAAAGGUGGCCCUGAAUCAUAAUUGAACAAGGCGACAAAACCAGCAGUUAAUUAGAUUGAAGUUAUCAGAUACAAGGACAACCGAGCGCAUUGUCUCACUUGAUAGAGGACAAGUUAUUUUCUCCUUACAUCAACCUCUUUUAGUAACCAUAAAUGAUUGAAUGAACGAUAGUGAAUAAAAUGGAAAUAGCGUCAUGGUCCUGCAUGCAUAAUUUAUCUUAAAGGGGAUGCAGUCCAGUCACAUUGUUCUCUCCCUCAAUCUGUUAUUCCGGUGUUGGCGUUUUCCUCUAGCACCAGCUGUGUGGUGUUUGACAAAGAGCUGAGGCGUGCUCUUUAAGUGUCCGCAUUUUAGGAAACAUUUUUAAAACUCACUGGAGGAGGCAGAUAAUCCAGCUUUAAGCAAAGCCCCUUUAAGUUAUUUCAUCCACCCGUUUUCUCGCUGUUAUUGUUGUCUUCUCACAAAUGCACACUGCUGUCCCCCAAUUUCUACCCCUUUAACACCUGACACCGUCAUGACCUCGUGUGUCUUCAAAAUACAGCUUGUCGUCCAAAACUGUGAGGUGUCAAAAUACUCAGGUACUGUAACAGGAUACACCAGCCGGAUCAUUUUUAAGCAGUAGCAGAUGUUAACCUGAGCUAUGUCCGUCUCAUAACCCCUAUCAAUGUGCCUUUUCAUUUUUGCAGCUGCUGCGCCUUAAAGGCAUGUUUUUAUAGGUUAGAGAUCACGAACAGGGUUUAGAUUUAAUAUCAUCUUCAAUUAUGCCUGUAAAUGCUUUAGAUUUUGCUUCUUCGCCAUCUGUACUUUUGUUGUUGCAGGAGAUAAACGUUUCAUUUUUCUCUCAUUAACUGACUUUGUCGGGCUCGGCUUGCAUGAGAGGCCUAGGUGAAGGAAAGAUACAGUGACAGGGUUUAAAACUGGAGAGAGAAAGUGGUAGUUUGUCUUAUCUGACAGCGGAGGUAGUGUAAUUUUCACUGUUAAAGCACAGCUUCAGCACACACUUGCAUGCAUUCACGCUCUCACUCGGUUCACAAACAGGCAUGGAUUAAACAUGCAGAUGCCCACCUAGCACACAGACACACACAUGCAUUAUAGUGCUCACAUACAUACAGUGCAGCCUUGAGGCUGUUUUCAAAUCAGCAUGUUAACAAGUCUCCUGCGCUUCAGUCUCUCCCCCAACGGGUCGAGUGAAGCUGCCCGCUGCAGAGGUAAAACUCAGGUGUGCUGCUUCAAACUAAAGAGAAUCUGUGAUCCCGCUCACUACAGAUGUCACUGUGAUGGUUGGGGACAGCUGAGGCGGACCUGAGUUGUAUCUCUGCUGUGGUAGACCCUGGGCUUGGCUUUGAUUUGAUAUAGCUCACGAUCAGUACUGAUGAAGGUAGAAAAAAAAACCUUUGAUUUUUUUUUUUUUUGAUUAAAAGAUGUGUUUUGUUUUCUUUAUUAUAGUUUGUUGUUUAUUUUAUCUCCCAAAGCACUGGAAACUAUAUUAUUGUUUUGACUUUGUACAUGGAAGAAUUAUGGAAUAAGAUUUAUUUCAGAUGUUGUAUACCACUAAGCCACUUAAAUGUGUUUUAUUUGUAUUUGUUGUUUUAGUUUCUAUUUCAAUUUUAUUCCAAAACUACCCUUUCUUGUCAGAGCCAUUUUCGGUAAGCACGCUGUAAAGGCACACAAGCCACAAUGUUUAAUUGGGGAAGCAGUGGCGUUCCGUUUGUAGACUUAAAGAUUUCAACUGACUUUAGAGAGAUGAAGAUAUUAUGUACAUUUAUGAUGCCAUUUUUAUAUGAUUGGGUUUUUAUUUUUCUCUCUAUUUUAACUUUGAAUUUUGGAGCCAGACAGAAACUUGAUGAUUUGAUUUGAUUGAACUCAAAUUGCUCAUUUUAUGAAUGUAAGAUUUACCAGAGGUUCUGGUCAGACUGAAGGAGGUGGACGUUUUCGCCGUGCCUCCUUCCUCCCUGACUUUGGUUUCCAUGGAGACUGGAAGACGACAGACUUCACAUAAACUCUGAGCCAAGGAGUUGUGGUCGCCAUGGCGUGGUAUCACUGACUCUGUGUUGGUCUCUGUCUGCCAGAGUUGUGCCUUUUCCUGAUCAGCCACAGUUUGACUGUUGUUCUUUCACCCAGCCAACACUCCAAAGAGCUGCUCAGGCCUCCUCUACUCUUCCACUAGAGGGCGCUCUGCAGAGCAAACUACACAGGGAAAAGUGGUUCUGAUUUUACUGAGAAUAUAAAAUGUUUUACCAGAAUCCUUCAA
Plectropomus leopardus (leopard coralgrouper) is the source of this 4676-nucleotide messenger RNA. It is a transcript of the gene tfeb, whose product is annotated as transcription factor EB. Gene Ontology annotation, biological process: positive regulation of DNA-templated transcription; humoral immune response; regulation of transcription by RNA polymerase II. Gene Ontology annotation, cellular component: nucleus. Gene Ontology annotation, molecular function: DNA-binding transcription factor activity, RNA polymerase II-specific; protein dimerization activity; RNA polymerase II cis-regulatory region sequence-specific DNA binding. The record is from RefSeq and is a predicted model, not a curated record. Lineage: Eukaryota; Metazoa; Chordata; Actinopteri; Perciformes; Serranidae.